Molecule: messenger RNA, 1536 nt
Organism: Lasiodiplodia theobromae
Lineage: Eukaryota; Fungi; Ascomycota; Dothideomycetes; Botryosphaeriales; Botryosphaeriaceae
Product: MFS multidrug transporter
Exons: 2
Coding region: 1-1536 (511 amino acids)
Biological process (GO): transmembrane transport
Molecular function (GO): transmembrane transporter activity
Source: RefSeq, a predicted model, not a curated record
AUGGCACAUAUCCAGCAGGAUGAAGUCGCCGUUCCAAAGGCUGCUGAAGACUCAAACUAUGACGCCGACACACAAAUCCUCGACUGGACCGGCCCUUCGGACCCCGAGAACCCAUACAACUGGCCGACGUCCAAGAAAACCGUCAUCACAGCCGUCGCCCUCUUCGCCACCUUCACCACCAUGCUCAACGGCACCAUCAUGACCGUCGCCCACGAAGCCAUCAACGAGCAAUUCUCCAUCUCCGACGCCACCUUCCCGCACUCCUACUGGCCCGUCACAUCCUGGGCCGUCGGCGGCGCCCUAUGCUCAUUCGUCGUCCUCCCACUAAUGGAAGACUUCGGCCUGCGCCGCGUGUUCCUCGCGACCUACUUCAUCCUCAUCCUCUCCCUCAUCCCGCAAGCCGUCGCUCGCAACUUCGCCACGCUCGUCAUCACCCGCUUCUUCAGCGGCGGCUGCGUCGCCAUCCUCGCCAACAGCACCUCCUCCGUCAUCGGCAACAUCUGGGCCGGCGACCACGCGCGCACCAUCCCCAUGACCCUCUGGAUCGUGUUGUACCUCGCCGGCAGCAGCACGGGCCCCGUCAUCGGCGCCGCCAUCUUCGCGCGGCUGCCGAGCUGGCGCUGGAUCUUCUACUGCCAGCUCAUCUGGUACGCCGUCUUCUUCCCGCUCUACCUGCUGCUCCUGCCCGAGAACCGCGGCGACGUGCUGCUCGCGCAGCGCGCGGCGCGGCUGCGGCGGACCACGGGGCAGAAGGUGUACAGCCGCCUGGAACUGAACCACACGCCGCUGCCGGAGCUCGUCGCGACGAGCCUGAAGCGGCCGCUGGUCAUGCUGUGCACGGAGCCGGUCGUCAUGGCCGUGACGUUCGCGGCGGCGCUGAUCAUCGGCAACGUCUACCUCUUCACGCAGUCCGUCGAGCAGGUCUUUGCCGGGUUGUACGGCUGGGACGCCGUCCAGGCCGGCUACGUGCAGGCGGCGAUCGUGGUGGGCGAGCUGCUGGGCCUGCCUGGCGCGCUGUUGUCGGCGCGGCUGUACUUCGCGUCGGCGAGGCGGAAUACUGAGGUCCCCGGGUCCCCGAUUCCGGAGGCGCGGUUGUAUGUCAGUGUGCCGGCCGGGUUUCUGUUCAUGACGGGGGGCAUGUUCGUGUAUGGUUGGACGGCGUAUGCCCAAUUGCCGUGGAUCGCGGCGGCGAUUGGGCUGGCGAUGAUUGGGGCGGGUAAUACGGUGGUGAUCAUCGCGUUUGCGGAUUAUGCGGUUGAUGCGUAUGCGAGGUUUGCGGGCAGUGCGAUGGCGGCGGUGGCGUUGGGGGAGAACUUUUGUGCGGGGUUCUUGCCGUUGGCGGCGCAGAGUUUGUAUACGGAUUUGGGGUAUCACUGGGCGAGUACUCUGUUGGGGUUCUUGUCCUUGCUGUUGUCGUGCAUGCCGAUUGUGCUCAUCAUUUGGGGGAGGAGUAUCAGAGCGCGGAGUCCGUUUAUGAAGGAGGCGACGAUUGAGGAGAAGCUGGAAGCUGAGGGUGAGAGUGAUGGGACACCAUGA